GGACAGCGUAUGGUGGCAUUAUUUCUGACGCUGGCGCUGUCCACCUACCUCAGGCCAUCCUCCCUGCUCAGGCUGCGCCCCAGGGAGAGCGUGAAGCCGUGUGCUGGCAGUCCUCACUGGGGCUGGUUGGUGCACCCGCAGGAGCGGCUAGCUCCCGACAAGACUGGAGCGUUCGACCUGCGUUUGAAGCUGGAUUCGAAAUGGCUGCUGUGGCUGGGGCCGCUCCUCGAGAACAUGUAG
Molecule: messenger RNA, 240 nt
Organism: Prorocentrum cordatum
Lineage: Eukaryota; Dinophyceae; Prorocentrales; Prorocentraceae
Source: the annotation of a GenBank genome assembly